CCUUCAGCACCCGCGUGGCACUUCCUAACUGCAUCUGCUGAGAAGGGCCCCACACCUUGCUGUUUAUUUAUUCAAGAGAGUUAAAAAAAAUGCUGGCGAAAGAGGAAGGUUAUUGUGGAAACUAGAAACAAGAAGAUGAAACAUGCUGUUCCAUAAAGCUUUUGUUUUUUGCUUUCUUUUCCUUUUCAUUCUUCAAAGAUUCCAUCCAUUUCUGGUCCCCCACCAUUCCAUUUCCACAAUCAUCUCCUCUCCUUUUUAACCCUGUCUGUUGGUUUUUAUUUUUGUUUUAAAAAACCUCUUGACUGUAAAUAAAUAAAGGUGAUUCCUUUUUGUGAUUUUGGUUUUCAAAAUCAAUAAACAUCAUCAUAUCAUUUUUGGGCUAAAACAAAAAAGUUGGUCAUUUCCAUUUCUAUUGAAUUAAACAGAGAGGUGAUCAAAGGAACCGGACUUCAUUCAUUGAAGGGGCAGGUUGGUGGUGGUGGUGGUGAAGGUUGAGGUGUGGUGGUGGGUCUUUUUCCUAAGAUAUCAUCAUCUUAGCCUGACUCCUUAAUCAAUCAGGCACUUAGCCGUCCCCAUCGCCUUGGCUAAUAGCUGCCUCAGACCUUGUUCCAAGGUUUUGGAAACAUGGCUGGGAUUGAUGAUAAUGUUGCUAUAAUUGGUGACUGGGUACCUCCUAGUCCGAGCCCAAGAGCAUUUUUCUCAGCAAUGAUAGGUGAUGACAUUAACUCAAGUACAAUCACAGAACCCCAUGGGGAGAAUAGAACUAAAGGGCUCUUUCUGGGACAACCAGAGCAGAUGACAACAGGAAAUGCUGAAAAAAAGGAUGGAGCACGAACUAGUGGUGCCCAGUUGACUGAAUUGGGUUCAUUUUCUGAGCAAAAAUCAAACUCACGUGGAGGUCUCGUUGAAAGAAUGGCAGCCAGAGCUGGAUUUAAUGCUCCAAGGUUGAAUACAGAAAGUAUCAGGUCUGCUGAAACUUCACUGAACCCUGAGAUUAGGUCUCCUUAUUUGACAAUUCCACCUGGUCUCAGCCCAACAACCUUGCUGGAUUCUCCAGUUUUCCUUUCAAACUUGGCUCAGCCAUCUCCAACUACUGGAAAGUUUUCAUUUUUUCCAAAUGGUAGCAGUAAGAACUCCACAGUCAGCUCCAAACUUCCUGACAGAAGUAAAGAAACUUUCUUUGAAGACAUCAAUUCAUCUUCUUUCGCAUUCAAGCCUAUGGGAGAAUCGGGCUCUUCAUUUUUCCUUGGUGGAACAAGCAAGAUAACUUCAGCCACUUUCCCACAGCAAUCCUUUCCCAGUAUUGAUGUUUCUGUUCACUCUGAAAAUGCUCAUCAGUCACAUGAUGUUGCACCCACCAAAGUUCAGUCUGAGAGUAGAAACUCCCUUCAUUUUCCAGCAGAAUUCUUCAAAUUGACAACUGAAAAGGAUAAUGGAGGAAAUACUGUAGCAGAUCAGAGGACUUUUGAUACUGUUAGUGGCAAUGCUGAGCAUUCUUCACCUCUUGAUGAGCAACAAGAUGAAGAAGGAGAUCAAAGAGCCAGUGGAGAUUCAAUGGCUGCUGGUGGUACUGGUGGCACGCCAUCUGAAGAUGGAUAUAAUUGGAGAAAAUAUGGACAGAAACAAGUAAAAGGAAGUGAAUAUCCACGGAGUUAUUACAAGUGCACUCAUCCAAAUUGCCCAGUUAAGAAGAAAGUGGAACGUUCUCUCGAGGGCCAUAUAACAGAGAUCAUAUACAAGGGGGCACACAGCCAUCCCAAGCCGCUACCCAACCGGAGGUCAGCUGUUGGAUCACUGGAUACACAACUGGACAUUCCUGAACAAGUUGGUCCACAGAUUGGUUCUGUUAAUGAUUCGGCAUGGGCAGGUACACAAAUGGGAAAUGCUGCAGGGACUUCUGAUUGGAGGCGUGACAAUGUUGAGGUUACAUCUUCAGCAUCUGGGGGCCCAGGCCCUGAAGUUGGGAAUCCAUCCUCCUUGGUACAGGCUCAGAGUGGAACUCCCUUUGAGUCAGCUGAUGCCAUUGAUGCCUCAUCUACCUUUUCAAAUGAUGAAGAUGAUGAUCGGGCUACACAUGGCAGUGUAGGUUACGAUGGUGAAGGAGAAGAAUCUGAGUCGAAGAGAAGGAAAAUUGAAACAUACGCAACUGAAAUGAGUGGAGCCACUAGAGCUAUUCGUGAGCCUAGAGUUGUGGUCCAGACAACCAGUGAGGUGGAUAUCCUUGAUGAUGGAUAUCGCUGGCGGAAGUAUGGGCAGAAAGUUGUGAAAGGAAAUCCAAAUCCUAGGAGUUAUUACAAGUGUACUAGUACAGGCUGCACGGUUAGAAAGCAUGUGGAGAGGGCAUCACAUGACCUCAAGUCAGUGAUCACUACGUAUGAGGGGAAGCACAAUCACGAUGUUCCUGCUGCUCGCAAUAGCAGCCAUGUGAACUCUGGCACCUCCACUGCCACCCCAGGCCAAGCUGCUGUUGCUGUUCAAACCCAUGUUCACAGACAUGAACCAUCACAGGUUCACAACAGCAUGGCUAGGUUUGAGCGGCCUCCUGCAUUUGGAUCCUUCAGCCUGCCUGGAAGGCAGCAGCUGGGGCCUUCGCCUGGCUUCUCAUUUGGAAUGAAUCAACCUGGCUUGGCCAAUCUUGCGAUGGCUGGCUUAGGUCAGGGCCAACCAAAGAUGCCUGUUAUGCCCAUCCAUCCAUACAUGGCGCAGCAACAUCCUGGGAAUGAAAUGGGAUUCAUGAUGCCGAAAGAAGAACCAAAGGUGGAGCCUGUGACAGAACCUAGUCUGAACCUCUCCAACAAUCCAACACUGUAUCAGCAAAUCAUGAGUAGGCUGCCUCUUGGGCCUCAGAUGUAAAAUCUUCCAUUUCCUUAUAUUCUCAAACGUUUAUUUAUUGUUGUUAUAAUUAUUUUACUUCUGUUGCAAGGAAAAUAGAAAACUUUCACUCCUCUCUCUAUAUAUAAAUGGGCAAAAACCAUUCGUUCUCAUUUUCCUCUUGAUGUGGUGCUCUCAUUUAUGCAUCGAAGCAAAAGCAGUAUUUUCCGA
Populus euphratica (Euphrates poplar) is the source of this 3042-nucleotide messenger RNA. Its product is annotated as probable WRKY transcription factor 2. The transcript has 6 exons. Bases 625 to 2853 code for a protein of 742 amino acids. Gene Ontology annotation, molecular function: DNA-binding transcription factor activity; sequence-specific DNA binding. Gene Ontology annotation, biological process: regulation of DNA-templated transcription. NCBI's taxonomy places the organism in Eukaryota, Viridiplantae, Streptophyta, Magnoliopsida, Malpighiales, Salicaceae. The record is from RefSeq and is a predicted model, not a curated record.